AUGACUUUCCCCGUGCAAGGGCUGUUGCACAACACUAAGAGGAUAUUUGAUAAUGGGAUCGGCUGUGUUGCACCAUUAAAGCUGACAUAUCAGCAUAUUCUACACAGACCAUUCCAUCAGCUCACUGGAUUGAGGGAUUGUCAGCAUUGGUCAGCGUCAUCGGCAUUGCUCAUGUAUGUAGAAUAUGCUGAUACUAGAGUGUCGUUAAGAAGACAAAUGAAUGCCGUAUAUAAGGAUCAUAGUCGCAUUCUUUAUGCUCAGGUGUUCUCCGUGCUGCAAAAGUGGCAGUAUCUCUCGGGCUUCGGGGCGUCGGAGGGUGCCAGGUCCCCGAAAGUCUACCGAAUGGCCCUCUUGCAGAACGUGUUGCCUUUCGCUCCCACCGUGGUGAUGCGUCUGUGCACCGGGAUCGCAGCAGCUGUGGUCAUGCUCAUUCUGCUGCUGUACCAAAGCGUACCGGCCAGGCACGAGUACAAGCCCGUACGCCCUCUCCAUGACGACGCCUUCUUGGGCACGAAGGGCGUGGAGGAGGAGAACCGCACGCCCGUCUGGGGUGAGUUCCGCGACCUGACCUUCGAGCCGCUGCUGGGGGCUUUCCGGGAGGCGGCGCACAACUCUACGGGGCCGACGCCAGCUUUCAGGAGCGGCGCCAUCCCGAAGUUCCUGCUGUGGUCGGCGCCCUUCGACGGCAGCUUCUGGAGCGCCCAGACCGAGGACGUGCGCGAGGGCCGCUGUCCGCUCCCCUGCGCCGUGACCUUUGACCCCGCGGAGGUGAAGGAGGCGGACGCCGUGGUCAUUUACAUCCGGUUCCUGCCCAGGCGCGCCCUGAAGCUGCCGGCGCUCGAGCCCCGCGACCCCGGGCAGCCCUGGGUCGCGCUCAGCUUCGAGGCGCCGCCGAGAGCCAACAAGAACUUCUACGACGACUUCCGCCUCCUGAACGGCGCCUUCAACCGCACCAUGCUCUACCGGCGCGACGCUGACGUGGUCGUGCCGCACGGCUUCGUGGUCGGGCGGGGCGAGGAGGCCGCCCUCCUGCCGGAGGUGUGGCAUGGGCCGCCCGUCUCCGAGGUCCCCUCCCGGGAGCGCAAGUUGGCGGCGACCUUCAUCUCGAACUGCAAAGCCGAGAGCGGCCGCUUGGAUUACAUUCAGAAAGUGCAGCAGUACAUUCCUGUGGACAUUUAUGGCAAGUGCGGCCCCCUCAAGUGCGGCCACUCCAUGUACGUCCAGGACAGGUACAGCCCCGCCACGGACAAAUGCCUGAGGAACACCGGCAUGAACUACCUUUUUUACUUCGCCUUCGAAAACUCUUUGUGUCACGAGUACGUCACGGAGAAGCUCUACAACAUACUGUACUACCCCACAGUGCCAGUGGUGUUCGGGGCAGCCAAUUAUUCCACUCUGCUCCCGCCCAAUUCCUUCAUCGAUGCUCGGAGGUUCUCGCCCAUACAGCUAGCCAGUCUGCUCCAGCGUCUGUCGCAGUCGCCGAAGGAGUACCUGAAGUACCACGAGUGGCGCCAGCACUACCACGUGUCCCUGUGGGGGGGACAAAGGUCCCUGUGCCACCUGUGCGUCCGCCUGCACGACCCCGCCUUCUACCGCUCCCACGUCGUCCAAGAUUUUCACAGCUGGUUUGUUAAUGAAUCUCGCUGCGGUUGGAAGUAACGGGGCGCCAGGAUGCUUGUCCAUUUUUUUAUUAUUUUUUUAUUUUCUUUCUUUUUUAUAGAUUACAUUCUCAUCGCAGUUGGAUUGGGAAUUCUUAACAUACUGUUUAUGUACGUGUAUGUAUUUGUUGUGUUCAUGAAAAUACACAAACUACAGAGACAGGCAAACAGACAGACGGACGGACAAACAGACAGAUGCACAGACAGAGACAGGGAUGGACGGCCAGUUUGUUAGAAAUGCGAGAAACCCAACUAAUGAAUACUUUAGACAUGCACUAACACAGAAAUAAAAGCAUGUACAUUUAUCUAGCUGUAUACCUACCCACACA
Molecule: messenger RNA, 1987 nt
Organism: Penaeus vannamei (Pacific white shrimp)
Lineage: Eukaryota; Metazoa; Arthropoda; Malacostraca; Decapoda; Penaeidae
Source: RefSeq, a predicted model, not a curated record